Molecule: messenger RNA, 1828 nt
Organism: Cheilinus undulatus (humphead wrasse)
Lineage: Eukaryota; Metazoa; Chordata; Actinopteri; Labriformes; Labridae
Product: solute carrier family 22 member 13-like
Exons: 10
Coding region: 29-1639 (536 amino acids)
Biological process (GO): transmembrane transport
Cellular component (GO): membrane
Molecular function (GO): transmembrane transporter activity
Source: RefSeq, a predicted model, not a curated record
CAGCACUGUGCACACAUCAGAGGCAAUCAUGAGUAACUUUGGGGAAAUCUUGAAGGAAAUUGGGGAAUUCGGGUUGUUCCAGAAACGUUUGGUGGCUGUGUUAUGCAUCCCCACUAUGUUUGUAGCUUUUGAUGUGAUCUGUCAGGUGUUCUCAGGUCUUAACUUUCCACAUCACUGUAACACGGACUGGAUCCUGAAACAAGGGCCGAACCUGACGGCGGAGAGACAAAGAAAUCUCACUCUCCCCAUGAGUGAAGACGGGAAGUAUGAGAGCUGUAAAAUGUUCACGCCUGUGGAUCUGGACUUGGCAACCAUUGAAGCGUAUGGGAUUAACACUACAACAGGAUGUGUAAAUGGGUCCAGUUUUGACACACCCAUGGGUGCCUCCAGCAUCGUGACUGAGUUUGACCUGGUGUGUGAAAAGAAUGGCUUCAUUGAGGCGUCUCAGUCCAUCUACAUGGGUGGUCUUCUAGUUGGCGCUGUGGUGACAGGGCUGAUGGCUGACAGGUUUGGUCGACGCUUUGUGGUACUGCUGUCCCUCCUUCAGCUGCUUUUGUUUGGUGUUGGAGCCGGUUUCUCUCCUAACGUCUACGUCUACAUGGUGCUCAAAUUUGGUGGUGGCAUUGCUGUUUCAGGCAUUGUUGGUAAUGCAUAUGUAAUAGGUGGAGAGUGGAGCGAGUCCUCCAAGUUUGCUCUUUGUUCCAUUCUUUGCAACACUUUUUUCUCUGUUGGAUUGAUGGUGUUGUCUGGCGCUGCAUAUUAUAUCCGCAACUGGAGGAUCCUGCAGGUUGUGCUCCUCAGCCCUCUUGUCAUCGUUCUGGGAAUAUUUUACUGGGUUCUCCCAGAGUCAGCUCGCUGGCUUGUCACCCAGGGGAGGAAGUCAGAGGCCAUGAAGGAGGUCAGGAGGGCAGCCAGGGUGAAUGGGAGGACAGUCCCUGAAGAUCUGCUGGAGAAGCUGGAGGUUGACGGUACAUCUAAAAGAAACGGCAUCGUGGACAUCUUCAGAAUCCCAUAUCUGAGAAAACGUACUCUCAUUAUGAGCUUUGUAUGGUUUGGUACAAAUUUAACUUAUGAUGGCCUGAGCCUGAAUGUUGGAAACUUUGGUCUGGACAUCUACCUCACACAACUGGUCUUUGGUUUAGCAGAACUCCCAGCCCGUCUUGGCUGUUUGCCACUUAUUCAGCGCUUUGGGAGGAAAUUUUGUUUAACAGGAAUCCUGUUAUUUGGUGGUGCUGCUUGUCUUGUGAUCGUUGCAAUUCCAAGAGAUUGCCCUGUUGCUGUAACAGUCCUAGCAAUACUGGGAAAAUUUGCAUCCACUGCCAGUUUUACCAUCAUUUAUGUAUAUACUGCAGAACUGUACCCCACAUCUCUAAGGCAGAAUGGUAUAGGUGUGAACUCCAUGUUUGCUCGAGUCGGGGGGAUCCUUGCACCACUGAUCAGGCUCACAGCCAUCUACCAUUACUGCCUCCCUAUGCUGAUAUAUGGAGCCGUCCCUGUGGCUGCUGCGGGUGUCUCUUUACUGCUGCCUGAAACGCUCAACGUUGAGCUACAAGACCAUCCUGAAAACAUAAAUCCUGAGACUGGCACUGGAUCCUUUUCACUUGACGUCAAACAUCAGGAAAGAGAACACAAAUUUUAACAUGAAAUGUUUUUCUCUUUGCUCUGUAUUAGAUAACAAGUCUCUACUGAAUCAAGUAAAACUUGCGUGGUGAAUGUGCAGGUCACAACUUGUCCACGAGAGCGUUUUGAAGUUGUUGGAUUGUGUAUUUGAUGAGUUUGAUGAGGGAAAGCAAAAAUUCCAUCUGCUAACAUAGUGUUAGCAGUGCAG